ACCUUAACCACAAGAGGGAAGAGACCCCCGUUCUCUAAACCCUGAUAACCACUUGCAAGCAGUGUCAGAGAAGAGGCUGCCUUUAUUGUGCAGAGAGAAACAGAGAUUCCCAGAAAAAUUUUUGAGGGAUAAACGUUAUCCCCAAUCGCUCCAUUGAAUUCCAGUUACUUUUAUUUGCUGUAUUUUGUGUGCUAGAUAUUUCGUUUCCCAUCGCUUUUUCCAUUUGUUUACUGUCGCUUUCUCUUUUUCAUUUUCUUCCUCUCGUGACAUCCAUUCUUUUCCUCCUACCUAUCUUCUUCUCCUCCCUAGAGUCCAGGAACCCAACCUCCUGGUCCACCAAGCUUCAUCUGGGUCUCCCAUGGCAGGUUGGGUUCUAUCAGAAUGCGGCUUAAAGCCUCUUCCUCUAAAAUGUCCUAGACCCAGAAUCGGAACUUCUCCGUACAAUCCUCCAUCGAGGUUUCGAAUUCUUAACGCAAACCAAUCCAAGGGUAAAAUAGAUCUGAAGUUUUCUCCUUCCGGUUUUCCUGGCCCGAGAAGUUGGGAGCCGAGGGUAAGCGCUUCUAUAAGUGUUCUCCCUGUGGAAGAAGAAGAGGAAGAAGUGAUAGUCACUGAGGUUAAUGAGUUCGAUCCCGGUGCUCCACCACCUUUCAAGUUAUCUGAUAUCAGAGAAGCCAUUCCAAAGCAUUGCUGGGUGAAGAAUCCAUGGAGGUCAAUGAGCUAUGUCGUGAGGGACGUUGUUGUCGUUUUUGGAUUGGCGGCGGCGGCUGCUUAUUUGAACAACUGGAUCGUUUGGCCUUUGUAUUGGGCUGCUCAGGGAACUAUGUUCUGGGCUCUGUUUGUUCUUGGCCAUGAUUGUGGUCAUGGAAGCUUUUCAAAUAAUCAUAAGCUGAACAGUGUGGUUGGGCAUCUUUUGCAUUCUUCCAUUCUAGUGCCUUAUCACGGAUGGAGAAUCAGUCACAGGACUCAUCAUCAAAACCAUGGCCAUGUAGAAAAUGAUGAAUCUUGGCACCCGUUGCCUGAGAAGAUUUACAGUAACUUGGACUUUAUCACUCGGAUCUUGAGAUUUACAGCGCCAUUUCCAAUGCUUGCAUACCCUUUCUACCUUUGGAGUAGGAGUCCUGGGAAGAGUGGUUCUCACUUUCACCCAAACAGCGACUUGUUCGUCCCAAGUGAAAGAAAAGAUGUCAUUACUUCAACAGCUUGUUGGACAGCAAUGGCUGCUUUGCUAGUAUCAUUGGGCUUUGUGAUGGGUCCAAUUCAAUUGCUUAAGCUUUAUGGCAUUCCAUAUUGGAUCUUUGUCAUGUGGUUGGAUUUUGUAACUUACUUGCAUCACCAUGGCCAUGAAGACAAAUUACCCUGGUAUCGAGGAAAGGAAUGGAGUUACAUGAGAGGGGGACUCACAACACUGGACCGUGACUAUGGAUGGAUUAACAACAUCCACCAUGACAUUGGAACUCAUGUCAUUCAUCAUCUCUUUCCUCAAAUCCCUCAUUAUCACUUAAUUGAAGCAACUGAGGCAGCGAAGCCUGUGCUUGGAAAAUACUACAGAGAGCCAAAGAAAUCAAGUCCUUUACCGUUCCACCUUUUAGGAGAGUUGAUAAGGAGUUUGAAGAAGGACCAUUAUGUUAGUGACCAUGGGGAUGUGGUGUAUUACCAGACAGAUCCUAAACUCAGUGGCUCUUCUUCUAAAUCAAAUUAAAACCACAAAAGACCUAUCUGAUUGAUUCAACAGAGGCCAUACAUCUUUCUGUCAUGAGUUUAACUCUGAGGAUUGUUUUGGGCUGUGCUUGAGCCUGUGCUCUCAUGGAGUUUCUGCAGAACCUGUUUUGGAGUUCAGAGUGAGUUUCUCAUUAGGUGGCUCACCAUUUUGAUUGUAAAUGCUGAUAUUGAAGAAAGUGAACUCUUUUAGAAAGUGCAAGAGUUCAUACAUUGAUUAUUUACCCAAAAAUAAUAUGGUGUAAUUUAUCAAAUUUCUUGCAUGAAAUUGUCAAUAUUCUUUCAGAUGGGACUAAAUUAAAUGGUCAUUUCCCCACUGGUCAA
This is a messenger RNA of Neltuma alba, 2040 nucleotides long. RefSeq names its product omega-3 fatty acid desaturase, chloroplastic. Gene Ontology annotation, biological process: lipid metabolic process. NCBI's taxonomy places the organism in Eukaryota, Viridiplantae, Streptophyta, Magnoliopsida, Fabales, Fabaceae. The transcript has 8 exons. Gene Ontology annotation, molecular function: oxidoreductase activity, acting on paired donors, with oxidation of a pair of donors resulting in the reduction of molecular oxygen to two molecules of water. The record is from RefSeq and is a predicted model, not a curated record. Bases 359 to 1699 code for a protein of 446 amino acids.